AUGUCUUACAACUGCUGCUCUGGAAAAUACUCCUCCCGCUCCUUUGGGGCAUACCUGCGCUCCCCAAGCUCCUCCUGUGGCUCUUCCUGCCCCAGCAACCUGGUCUACCGCACUGAUCUAUGCUCUCCCAGCACCUGCCAGCUGGGAUCCUCUCUCCCCAGUGGCUGUCAGGAGAACUGCUGUGAGUCCACCAGCUGCCAGACAUCCCGUGUGGUGUCCAGCCCGUGCCAGACGUCCUGCCACCGCCCGAGGACCUCCACACUCUGCAGUCCUUGCCAGACGACUUGCUCUGGGUCUGUGGGCAUUGGGUCCAGCAGCUGCCGUUCCCUGGGCUAUGGAUCCAAAAGCUCCUACUCACUGGGCUGUGGAUCCCAGGGCUCCAGAUCCAUGAGUUCUGGAGUCUGUGGCUUCCCUUCUCUGGGCUAUGGAUCCAGAUUCUGGCAUCCAACCUACUUGGCUUCUAGGAGCUGUUAGACUUCUUGUUACAGACCAACCUGUGGAUCUGGUUUCUUUUGAUCAACCUUAUUAAAUUUAUAAUCCUGUUGUCCAAUCUCACCAAUGCCUCUACUCAUAACCUUUAUUAUCUCCAUCACCUAUAGGAAGAACUAUCUUCUUAUUCUUAGAUUAUCAAAUCCUCACCUUGUCUCUGGCUCCAAAUACUGGCUGACAGGCUUUAUUUGAAAAAUUCUAUAAUUAAUGUACUAACUGAAAAUAAAAUCUAAAGUCUGCAUUGGAGAUAAAAUUCAUGUUAUUGGAUUUUCUUCCAAAAUUGUAUGAAAAACCAAAUCAUUAUAACCUAAUAAAUUUAUUGGUU
This is a messenger RNA of Callorhinus ursinus (northern fur seal), 814 nucleotides long. RefSeq names its product keratin-associated protein 13-1-like. Lineage: Eukaryota; Metazoa; Chordata; Mammalia; Carnivora; Otariidae. The record is from RefSeq and is a predicted model, not a curated record.